UCGUGUAUGUAGGGCAUCACCAGCUGAGUGUUAAGGUCCUCGGUAGCGGCGCCAUCGCGAAGAUCAUGAAGACCAUGUUCAGAUCCAUGCACAACCAGGCACACACGCUCCACCAUGUCAGCACCAACAAACCCUGUCUGCCGCAGCCGACCCAGCUGGACCCGUGGUACCUGUGGAUCGUGCUCGGGAGUUACGUCGCGCAGAUCGGGCUGUACUACAUAGAGGCGUACGCGCUCCGGCUACGCAGGGUGAUAGCCAGCUUCUUCUACAGAAGGAGAGCAAAGAAGAGGACCCUGCAUCUGUAUAACGAGUUUAUGAGAAAACGGGUGGGUUUCCUCACGCACAUGCGCAAGAAGAUCCGGCGCCUGGUGAGAGAAAAGAAACUAUCGGUGGAGACAGCCCUACCCACGAUCCUGCGCUACAAGUUCCCUCACCUGUUCUUCUGGUUGAAGUGGCUGGGUCUGGGGAAGAAACAGUGUCUCAUCUGUGACGAGAAGGAAAAUAAGUUCACUCACCACUGUCCUGGAUGUAGAUACGUGUACUGCCGACAGUGUUGGAGGGACAUGAAGAAAACUUGUUACAACUGUGAUCCUGCCUACACGUCAGAAGACACACAGACAAGUGACAAGUCAUCAAGUAGCGAGGACGACUAACCCAAGAUGACAACCAUGUCGUGAAGACAAGAUCACAAUCGUCCUGGCAAACGCGAUAGGCUCUAAUAUGGGGGUUUUACUCCAGG
This is a messenger RNA of Branchiostoma belcheri (Belcher's lancelet), 739 nucleotides long. Its product is annotated as DC-STAMP domain-containing protein 1-like. The record is from RefSeq and is a predicted model, not a curated record. Lineage: Eukaryota; Metazoa; Chordata; Leptocardii; Amphioxiformes; Branchiostomatidae. Gene Ontology annotation, cellular component: membrane. The transcript has 5 exons. Bases 66 to 653 code for a protein of 195 amino acids.